ACAAGAAGAAGACCCCGCCAGCCGCUGGGGCAUCUCCCGACAACCACUGUGAAAGCGAAAGAAACACCCGAGCCGAAGAAACUAUCGGGCAAUAUCUUCCUGCAGCCGAAGCAGAGCCCUCAAGGUGAGCAGCCCAAGCCGCUGGAUGCCUCCAAAACCGCGAAAGGGCACUUUGCUCCCAAGGUCAAGGAGGCUCCUCCGGCUGUCGCCACCUCUGCGCCCAAGAUCUCGCAGGCUCUGUCCGACGCCGAGGUGCUCGAGGGCGAGAAGGUUGUGCUUCAGUGCCGGGUUGUGGGUCAGCCGGCGCCCAAAAUCUCCUGGACCGUGAACGGAAAGGCCGUCCGCCCCUCCAAGGACCUCGCAAUCUCGCAGGAAGGAGACGCGUGCACGCUGACGGUGGCGAAGGCUGGGAAGGACGUCGCUGGCCAGUACGUCUGCUUGGCCGAGAACUCUGCGGGGAAAGCAUCCUGCAAAGCCAACCUCGGCGUGGUCAAGAAACAAGAAAAGAAAGAAGAACCCCCUGUUAAGUCUGAUAAUGGGGCUCAGCAAAUAAAGCCUCGUUUUACCAAGACUCUCCGUGAUGUGGAGGUGGUGGAAGGAAGUGCAGCAAAGUUUGAGUGCAAAGUUGAAGGCAACCCUGACCCCGAAGUGACCUGGUACAAGAACGAUGACGUGAUCGAAGAAACGCUGCGAGUGCAAGUGGAGUACGAGGAGAAUGGCACGUGCACCCUCACCAUCACAGAGGUGUUGGCAGAAGAUGACGCCCGUUACACCUGCAAGGCCGUGAACGCGGCCGGAGAGGAUUCUUGUUCCGGUGAGCUGCUGGUGGAACUCAUGGAGGUGGAAGAAGAUGAUGGAGGAAAGGAAGAAGACGAUGGGGAGAACGAGUAGAGGGCAUGAUAAGGAGAAGGCCUCUGCUCAUACAUUUCCACCAAAAUGUUGCGCAAAGCAGAGCUCCGAAAGUGAAAUAAGAUUGUGCAUGCGAAUUUUAAUCCCACCCCUACUAAGCCCAAUUGUGUUUUUCGUUAUCGUUUUGAUGAGUAAUAUAUGUCCACAUGCAGACCUUUCUACAUUACAAUUUUGGUGGAAAUGUAGCUACAUAUAGCCGCUCUGUUUCAACAUAAUUCAUGCUUUAGUUAAAUAUAGAUGAGUGUUUUACUAUUCAAUGUAGUUUAUUCAUGCUUUAUGCCGACACACAAAAUAAAACAUGUACACAAGUUUUUUGCUAGUUGGUAUCCUUAUUGCUAAGCGAGGACAGAUAUCGCUCGAUGUACGAAAGGGAUGUGUUCUUCAAAAAACACGCCGCGAAAAACUAAAUUUCGAAAAUCGGAAUCGUUAUUCCCAUGAAUUCAAUACUAAAAAUAAGGAAAUGUGUUUUGGACAGUCAUUACAACUAUACUCCUAACCUAAAACAUACACAUAUAUAAUAGAAAAGCAACAAUACAGAACAGACAUAUUAAAAACGAUUGAAUAACAAUGGGUUUUAAACAAAUAUAAUAUCUGCCUGUUGGAAUGCCUGGAAAGGUGAUGUGGAUGCGUUACUGUUGCACUGUAAGGAUAUCGUGAUGAUGUCACGGAUGAAUGUUGCAGUCUCCCGGGUGCUUCUUGUUGGAUCUCGUGGCACGUGCCAUGUGAAAUUUCGUUCACGCAGAAAUUCGAUUUCAUAAAUCGAAAAGUGUCCAUAAUUUGACAAUUGCGUGAACGCGAAAUUUCGUAAAUCGAACGUUCAUGAAUCGAGUGAUACAUGUAUUCAAAUAGUUUUGUUAUUUUACAAUUGAAGAUGCUAGAAAAUAAACUAUGAACAACAUUAAAAGUUAAAGGGAUUAUGUGUAGCCUCAAAGUAAAUUGUUUUGAACAAAUGUUUUCUAUCCAUCGUUAAAACGUUAAAAAAUAUACUUUAUGGGUCGUUAAAACAUCCAAGAUCGUUAUUAGAUAAACAUCUUUAUCCCUGAAGGAGGGAGCUGUCAUUAAUGGGCAGCAUUGAGGCAUUUUGUGACGCUAAAACACUGACGUUGUUACACUUCUGAUUUGCAUUGUAUCAAGUGGAUCAUCUUGCUCCUGGCACACCCAGGUACACCAUACACAGCUAUUCGUAUUGCGAUAUCCCAAACACCCAUAAAAUGCGACCAAGGUAUGCCACUCUUAGCAUUAACAUGUGCACGUUACCAAACAGCAACCGCAAAAUACAGGCACACCUUACCCCAGGGGCAACAGUUCCUAGAACCAGACAGUGCCUGCACUGCUCGAAAUACGCACUGGGCAUGUCUUAAUGCAACUUGCCGUGCAAGAAAAUGAAAGUUCACUUAUUCCUUUAUUGUGUAGACCCCCACACUUUAGUUGUUAUUCUCAAUUAGCAUGGAUCACGAAGUAUUGUAUAUGAGAUUUUCUUCCUCUGCAUUAUGUAAGUGAAUAAAUAAAUGAGCAUAUCAAUAAUGCA
Molecule: messenger RNA, 2437 nt
Organism: Lethenteron reissneri (Far Eastern brook lamprey)
Lineage: Eukaryota; Metazoa; Chordata; Hyperoartia; Petromyzontiformes; Petromyzontidae
Product: myosin light chain kinase, smooth muscle-like
Molecular function (GO): protein kinase activity
Source: RefSeq, a predicted model, not a curated record